AUGACUACUACUACUAUACCAGGACCUUACCCUGGCGCCUUAGACCAGCUCGGCCAGAGUACCCAAUUCCCAGUUUUCGAAAAUUCGGCUUUCUUUUAUAAUGAUUUCUUAAAAAUCCUAUUUCGUUCAAUAUUGAAGUUGUUGAAAACUAGUGAACACCAAGCUUACCAAGAACCUGCAAGGGUCAGAAAUGAAGUCCCGCCGGAUAAAGGAGUCGAUUCCGAGUCUCCUGGUGAAAAUCUGAUGAUUAUUGACCAAGAUAUGGACGGAGGCGAAAAUGUGGCAGUUGUUGAUUCUCAGGAACGUGGAAUCAACACAGUUGGCCGUAACAACAAUUUGGAACGUACCAAAGACCCUAGUCAACCUCGUAUGUCAUACAGUGAAGCUGCUGGAGCUAACAACGAAACUGCUAGAGCCAGCAACAACCCCAGAAAGAAAUCAAAAUCAGGAUCUGAACUUCCUGAGUUAACUGAUGAAUUAAUUGAAAAAUACAAAAUUGGAAAAGACAGAGAUGAAUUCCUUGCUCAAUAUUACGAAAAACAUUUCCUUUCAAAGUUAAACCCUUUACAGCAACAAGGACACAUUGAACGGAUGAAUGAGACCUCCAAAGAUAUCAAAAAUUUUUAUUAUGCAGAAACGUACAAUCACAACCAAAUGAGUAUUAAACUUAAAAAUCCAAAUGACUGUUACACACCUCAUGAACUUACUCGCAUCAUGUACCAUCAUUGCUUAAGCAAAAUCCAAGAGAUUGAGAACGACCUCACAUCUAAUCUUGAUAAAAUUAACAAAUUACAAAAAAAAUUGGAAAAAACUAAAAACGAUAAAAAAGACCCAGUAAACCAAAAUAAAAUCAAUCAAUUAACCGAAGAAGAGAAAACAGAUAAUAGUGACUAUGGUCAGGCAAUGAAACUCCAAAACUUAAGAAGGGCCGAAUUAGAAUAUUUGCAAAUUAUUGAUGUUGCUGUUGAAAACUCCCAAAUGAUUACGGUAGCUACUCCAUUUUUUCAAAAGAUUCAACAAACCUUAAAUGUCAAAGAAUUCAUUACCGCAGUAAUGAGCGAACCAAUGUUAAUUCCUGACGAACUAGUACAAAGAGAAGACAAUGAUUCUAUUAGAAGCCAACCACUUAAAUUGAUUCCAGUUGAACAACACCAAGAUCAGUUAGUCUUAAUGAAUCUCCAUUGUAAUGGAGCUUAUAGCAAAUCUUGGGAUAAAUUAUUAAAAGAACACUUUCCAGAGAAGAGUCCUCCGGUGAGAGAUGCUCGUAUCCAAUCAUCUAAUCAAUCAACUUUGCAACCAUCAUCUCAACAAACAUCAAAUCAACAACCCAUUACAACCUCAAUCCAACCCACCACUUCAUCCCAACCUAUCUUAAACAAAAAUAAUGAUGAAAAUAAUCCAACAAAAACAACUCCUAAGAAAAAUGUAACUAUCGAUGAAACCGCAAACCAAACUUAUAUUAUUGACAAAGAAGGCUUCAGAAGAGUUCUCUCAAAAACUGAAAUUAGAGCCAUUAAUAAGGCAAGAAAACAACAACAACAGCAACAACAACAACAACAACAACAACAACAGCAACAGCAACAACAACAACAACAACCAAAAAUAACACUGAUAUUAACUAGACCAACAACUUCCAACAAUACUUCGAGCAAUACUCAACCCACCAUCAAUGUCAAUCCAAGAAAUGAACAACCUAUCACAUCAUCCCCCUCUCAAUCCUCUUCAACUCCAGAAGAAACCGCACAAGAUGUUUUAACCGUUCCUUCCACAUCCCAACUAAUUAGUAAAUGGCAACCCACAGAAACAACUGAAACCAUAUUAACAAUGAAUAUGGAUUCAGACGACGACAAGAAAGAUGACGACUAUGAUAUGUCUGAUUCACAUUCUUCAAGCUCAUCUGAUUCAUCAAACGAUCCUUCAGAUUCCGAUCAAGACAUGGGCACUGAUGACAUAGACGCUGAUGAGCAAACAAAACUCAUGGAAGAGGCUAAUACUCCUCUUUCAUCUUUACAAUCAACUAAUUUAUAA
Molecule: messenger RNA, 2028 nt
Organism: Hemisphaericaspora subhashii
Lineage: Eukaryota; Fungi; Ascomycota; Pichiomycetes; Serinales; Debaryomycetaceae
Exons: 3
Coding region: 1-2028 (675 amino acids)
Source: RefSeq, a predicted model, not a curated record